Molecule: messenger RNA, 1228 nt
Organism: Camelina sativa (false flax)
Lineage: Eukaryota; Viridiplantae; Streptophyta; Magnoliopsida; Brassicales; Brassicaceae
Source: RefSeq, a predicted model, not a curated record
AGGGUUAAUUGUUUGUUGAGUCGGGUUUUACUUGUAAAGCCGCAACCCUCAAAGCAAAAUCAAACGAUGUCGUCGGAGGAAUCUUCGUCGUCGGAAGAAGAUGCACCAUCAGCCGCCAAGCCUGCUCCCGCCGCUCAAUCUGGAUCCGAAGAAGGUGAGGAAUCUGCAUCGUCGGAAGAAGAUGCACCAUCAGCCGCCAAGCCUGCUCCCGCCGCUCAAUCUGGAUCCGAAGAAGGUGAGGAAUCUUCUUCGGAUGAAGAAGAUGCACCAUCAGCCGCCAAGCCUGCUUUCGCCGCUCAAUCUGGAUCCGAAGAAGGUGAGGAUGCACCAUCAGUCGCCAAGCCUACUCCCGCCGCUCAAUCUGGAUCCCAAGAACGUGAAGCCAUGGAGGUUGUGACAACCAAGCGCUCGCGUGAGUCAUCUUCAGAUGAAGACAAAGGAGCGAAGAGGAUCAAGGAAAGGAAACCUUAUUUCCAUAAAGUUUGGACUGAAGAUGAUGAGAUUGCCCUUUUGCAAGGUAUGGUUGAUCACAACAAUGAUACUGUUAGGGUUUAUGAUAAUCUAAAGGAGAAGUUUAGCUUUGAAUGUACUAGGGUUCAAUUUAUGGAAAAGAUUAGGCACCUUAAGCAGAAGUAUCUAAAAAAUGUUGCUAAAGUCAAGAAUGGUAAUGAUCCAACAUUUUUGAAAGCCCAUGAUCACAAGGUCUUUCACUUGUCUAAGUCUGUUUUUGGAAAGAAGUCAAAGAACAUUGUUGGAAAGAAUGUUGAGUCUUCUUCUUCUCUUGUUGGAGCUUUAGUGGGUUUUGGUAUGAAUGAACUUGGGGCUGAAGAAGGUCUAAGUAAGCUUUCUUCAGAGGAUAAGAAGAGAUUUGAGGAGCAGUUGAAGACUUUGCAGUCUAGAGAAUUAAAGUUUCACUUGAAGAAGGCCAAGUUUUUUCAUCAACUCUUAAGAAGGAUGGAUGAAGCCUCUAGUUAGAUAUGCUUUGCUCAAAGAAUUGUUCUGAUCGCUGAAGGAAUGUAGCCAUUAGAUGCAAAAUGUCUCUUUUUUUUUUGUUCGCAACUUUGGAUUUUGUUUUUCCGGUUUAUGUUAUGACUCUGCUCUGGGUUGAGGUUAUUGGCUUGUCUUUACUAAGUUGAAUCUCGUCUUUGGAUUUUGAUCCCUGUUCAAAGUGAAACUCAAGUGUAUUGGUUUUACUUUAUAAUCUUGCGUUAGGUAAGAGACUUCUUUG